GGCAGGCGCCGCAAGCGGGUGAAAGAUGGCGGAGGGUGGCCGUGCGGAGCCGGAGGAGCAGGAGCGUGGGUCCUCCAGGCCACGGCCCCCAAGUGCGCGGGACUUACAGUUGGCCUUGGCAGAAUUAUAUGAAGAUGAAAUGAAAUGCAAGUCUUCCAAGCCUGACAGAUCCACACCUGCAACCUGUAGGAGCCCACGAACACCGCCACAUCGGCUUUAUUCAGGUGAUCACAAAUAUGAUGGAUUACAUAUAGUUCAACCUCCAACUGGGAAAAUUGUGAAUGAACUUUUCAAAGAGGCAAGGGAACAUGGAGCUGUCCCUCUAAACGAAGCCACAAGAUCUUCAAGGGAAGACAAAACUAAGUCAUUUACAGGUGGAGGAUACAGAUUGGGGAAUUCCUUCUACAAGCGAUCAGAGUAUAUCUAUGGGGAAAAUCAGCUCCAAGAUGUUCAGGUUUUACUGAAGCUGUGGCGCAAUGGUUUCAGUUUAGACGAUGGAGAAUUGAGGCCUUACAGUGACCCAACAAAUGCUCAGUUUUUGGAAUCUGUUAAGAGAGGAGAGACUCCCCUGGAGCUUCAGCGACUGGUCCAUGGCGCCCAAGUGAACCUGGAUAUGGAGGAUCAUCAAGACCAAGAGUACAUAAAACCCAGGUUGCGAUUCAAGGCUUUUAGUGGAGAAGGGCAAAAACUUGGAAGCCUUACACCUGAAAUCGUCAGUACUCCUUCCUCCCCAGAAGAAGAGGAUAAAUCAAUACUGAAUGCAGCUGUUCUUAUUGAUGAUUCAAUGCCCACCACAAAAAUUCAGAUCAGGUUGGCAGAUGGAAGUCGUCUCGUACAGAGAUUCAAUAGCACACACCGGAUUCUGGAUGUACGAGACUUUAUAGUACGGUCACGUCCUGAAUUUGCGACUACUGACUUUAUUCUUGUGACUUCAUUUCCAAGUAAAGAACUAACAGAUGAAACCGUGACACUACAAGAAGCGGACAUUCUUAACACUGUGAUACUCCAACAGCUAAAAUAGUAUUGCUCCAACCCGUGUAGUGGCAUAUAGGAAUAGGUAAUGUUGUGUGUAUUAGUAAAGUACUUCCAGCAUAAAACAACCAGAUUAUUUUUAUUAUUCAGAAAUUCUGGUUUUCCUGUUAUUCUGUCUUUCAGUCUUUGUCUAGAUAAAUUUAGACUAAGGAUAGAUCUUGAUGUUUGAAUUCUUAGUUGUAGGGCUGGCUUGUAUUGAUAGCUUAUAAAUGUUUAGAUCAGUCAACUUAUUACAUGCUCAGUGCUAAAUGUAAUAACAUUUUCAGAUGAAAUGAACAGAACCCCUUUUUGGUAAGUGUAUUUGAUAAAAUUUGCACUCAAGUUUCUUAAUGUAGCAGUGACCAGUAGCCAGAAAGGAUCCUUCUCUGUAAUAUAUGCCAUAGUGUCUCCCCUGAUUUUGAAAUUGUUUGUUCAUACAACAAUUAAGAUUUUGCAUAUUCUUUUUGCAUAUUGUUUAAACCAUGCUAGUACCACAAAAUAUAUUUUGUCCUUGUGUUUUAUAAAAUUACAACUGUCAUAAACUGAAUUUUAAUAGAUAAAAAAGUCAUCAGCUCUUGGUAAGAUGUGAUAAACAGCACUUUAGCAUCAAGAAAUUAUCGUCCUUUCCAGAGCCUGUCUGGAUCACAGUUGUUCACUCAUUCAGCAUUUUUAUAGGGACUCUGUUACACACACAAACACCGUUGGAGGUGUCCAACACAUAGUCUGUUCCUCAGUGUAGGAACUCAGUCUGAGAGACUGAAGUGAAAAUUACCAGCAAGAUGUUUGUGUUUCCCUAGUCCAGGCACUUCUUGGAUAGCUUGGGAAAUAUCAAAACUGACAGAAACACUUGUUUGCCCCCUGAGCUCCUCCUAUCCGUGGUCACCAUUUCUCUGUCAUUUCCUGUUGUUGAUAUAAGAAAGUACAGAAUUUGUGACUGAAGUAGCACCGGUUUAGAACUAUGUAAGUGGAAAGUGAACACGUUUCUCUGCUAGCAUCUAGGUGUUGGUGGGAUUGCAUGGUGGCUCCAGAGAAUUCCGCCCUGGCUGCUCAGCCUCCAGAGACCACUGUGCCCCUUCCCCGUGGUGCUCUCCAUCAUCAACAGCCAGCAUUGCGGCUCUGUGACAAUGAUAGGAUAGGAAGGAGCACAGGGCAAGUCGUUGGCACUGCCGAGUGUGAACUUUAUAGUAACCUUGGUCAUUCUUCAGAGUUGCUCUUCUCUUUGGAGGGACUGACAUGCAUUUUUACCCGAGUCCACACCGUCUCCAAGAUUCACUUGCCAAAUAAACUCACCCCACUCACAGGUGCUCAGGUAUCCCAGCCUGGUACAUUGAUUCCAGCUCCAAAACCUUACCUGGAUUUUAUUGACUCAGAAGUCCCAAAUCUCAUUAAGAUUAUCUACAUUAAGUGUGUGUGUGUGUGUGUGUGUGUGUGUGUGUGUGUGUGUGUGUGUGUGUUGGGGGGGGGGCGGCUUUGACAGUACAAUUGUCUGCUCACAAGUUAAUGGCAGGACAAUUAUAAACUAUGCUAUAAACAUUGACCUGUAAAGGGGCAGGAGGCAGUGGAAGCGGAGUCACUGGUGUCAAGAACACAGAAUCAGCCAGACACACCAUUCACCAUCUAAGGCCCCAGGCUGAUGUGCAGCUGCACAGCUCAGGCCUCUGAGUUUUGGCUGUCCCUGUCACCUUCCUUUCACAGAAGCCACUCAGCUCGCUUCUUCCUUCUUCUAUGGUACUGUGUACUCUUCAUGCUAAGAUAGCAAAGGUCUGUCAAGAAACCGCAGGAUCUCCUGUGAGCCUUGGAGACUAGGCCCACUAAGUAGGACACACUUCCAAGCAUCUUUCUGUGUAACAGAAAUAAUCCCGUCUCUAAUUUUUACUUUUUCAGAGAAAAAGGAACUGUGUCAUAUGCAUAAUCUCCUCAGAGAGAACUUUGACUGAAUAUGCAUACCUUUUUGUUAGAUGUGCGUUGGGGUGGGCAAGCCUGAAUGUGAUGGUGGCCAUCUUCCUCAGUUUCUUUCCACCUUAUUCAGGCAGGGUUUCCCAGUUACAACCAGAGUUCACCAUUGCACCUAGUUUGGCUAGCCUGCCCUAGGGAUUUCCUGUCUCUGUCUUCUGAGUGCUGGAAUUGUAGGCAACCAUCCUACCCACCCCACAAGACAAGCACUUUAGCUACUGAGCCAUCUCCUCUGCCCUUCCCCUGCUCUCACAUUCUCUAAAGAUUUACAGUCACCUCCUCAUUUCUUUCUAUACAUCAGGUUGUCCUGACAGUGCUGUCAUUUUUUAAGUGUUAGUAGUUGUUUACAUACACAAAGUAUUCUACCAAGCCCUGCUUUCUCUUUAUAAAUCACCUCUCCACACACUGUUUCUGUUUACUAUCAAACUCUAUUACAACUAGCAAAGAGAACACAGGUUAACGUUUACUUGAAAAAUUCAGCUUAGUCUUAAACUCAUCAUACAAAUUCUGUUUGUCACAUACCUGCCCAGCUGCACACUGUGGCUGUAUGGAAUGUCUGAGUCUGUAGCCACAUCUACCUUCUGGGAUUGUCCCAGCAGCAGGCUCCACUUCUUCCUGGUUAGCUGGAAUGUGCUGUAGGGACCCAGGGUUCUCUGGUUAUUGCAAGGAAAUGAGCUGGGAUUUUUGCUUUGUAGUCUUUGAAACAGGGUCUUGCUAUAUAGUCCCUGGCUGGUCUGGGAUUCAUUAGGUAGACCAUGCUGACCUCAAACUCAGAUCUGCCUGCCUCUACCUCCUGAGUGCUAGGAUUAAAGUCCUGUGUCAUCUGAGAGCUAAGAUUUUAAAUACUUGAGUCUGUUGCAACAAGAUCUCUGGAGAAUUUUUCUCAGUCAUAUAGAAAACAAACACUUCAGAAUCUUUCCUCUCACUAUACAGACUCUGCCCUGCCCCUUUUCCUGUGUUAAGUACAAUGUGGGUAACAGUUGUAGCUCAAAAGAUUACUAAAGCCAGCUGUGGGCACACACGCCUGAUCCUACCACUAAGGAAAGACCACUGGAGACCAGCCUAGGCUACAGUAUAAAACUGCCUUCAAAACAAAACAAAACAGGAAAACACAUAAUUUCAGAUGGAGGAAAAGUAGUGCCAGAGAGAUGGAAUCAGUAGGUAGAGCAGGGAUGAGGAGCAGAACCUGCAGGCCCAGAAUCCAUGUCAGUCCCAGCAGCUAUGUGGCCACCUGUAGUCUCAGGACGGGGCAGGCAGAAGUGGUGCUGUCUGGAACAGGGGGCUAACUAGACUGGCUGGAUUGGGUACUUCCAGACUCCGCAAGAGGUCCUUCUUCAAUAACUAGAGAACAAUCAGGAAGUCGUGGUCAGCUUCAGCCCUCUAGGCACACACACACGUAUGGGCAUACAUAAUCCUGGGGUUGCCUCCUCCCCAACAUACAUGUGCAAAAAAAAAAAAAAAGCAAAAAUGGAGAAAUACCUUAAUCAUUGGAAACAAAUGGGCAUUACCUGUUUUUAAAAUGGGAAAAAAAAAUCUCUAAACCUUUAAAAUAAUUUGAAUUUUUCUUGUAGUGUUUUUAUCCAUUAUAUGGAAUGCCUACAGGUGCAUAUACAAAAAGGAUGGCUGCUGUUUUUGUGCACAAUUGUUUUCCAAAAGACAGAGGUGUGCAUUAGGACAAAGAAUCGAAUGCCUGCAUGGAUGACGGGGACUUUGACAGCGACUCCAGUGUAUGCUUUAUUGAGAAUCCACAUAUACUCUAGGCACCAUAACU
Messenger RNA from Mus musculus (house mouse), 4735 nucleotides. RefSeq names its product UBX domain protein 2B (gene Ubxn2b). Gene Ontology annotation, biological process: protein unfolding; positive regulation of mitotic centrosome separation; establishment of mitotic spindle orientation. The record is from RefSeq and is marked validated. Lineage: Eukaryota; Metazoa; Chordata; Mammalia; Rodentia; Muridae. The coding region runs from base 26 to 1021 and encodes 331 amino acids. The transcript is spliced from 8 exons. Gene Ontology annotation, cellular component: Golgi apparatus; nucleus; endoplasmic reticulum.